GGCGCUCGGUUGGUGCGUCGGGAGCGCAGCUUCGGCCGGCGCUGGCACUGCAAGGGAAGUCGGGCGCCGCGCGCCAGAGAGACCCCGAGCGCUCGCGUCUUCCUCGCCGCCGCCGCCGCUGCUGCUGCCAGCAUGUCUUCCAACUCCAGCCUCAGCACCAUGCAGCGCCUGGUGGAGCAGCUGAAACUGGAGGCCGGCGUGGAGAGGAUCCGGGUGAGCAGAGCAGAGCUGCUUAGCUGGCGUCCUGAGAGCCGGACGCGCGGCGGCUCCAUUUGCUCUCCAGACCCCGAGGCGUCCUUUGUCCUCGGUAUAGUGGAGGGAGGAGACAUCGCUCUCCCAUCGCCGCUCCUUCUAGAGGAGCUGAAUCGCAAGUCAGGCCGUCGGGGAAUGGGGAAGCUUUGUGUCCUUUUCCGAUUGCACAGAGGGGCAGGGGCAUCUUCCUCGGCCUGCAACAAAACGCGCACUUUCGCAGCUGGCUUUUGCAGCGCUGGGCGAGAGGCCGUUCGCUGGCUCGUUCAGAGCCAGACCGGGGGGGGGGGGUCUCAUCUGACAAAAAUGGGGCUUUAUUUGGCGUCCUUAACUGAUAAGAGUUAGGCCUCCCUCGGCUUGCUUCCAAGGGUUUUUUGUGUUCGUAGCGUUUUUUAUUUUCCUCUCUUGCUGCUAGUUUAAAAAUAAAUAAAUGGGCGAGGUAUCUUGGUUAGUUUUCCUACUAUGAAUGGCCAGAUUGCUAAACGUGGAUCUAACGCUGGUGUUUAUUUGUACUGGAUAUUGCUAAUUAACUUGCUGGUAUGCGUUGGGCACAUGGAAACUUUUGAUGUCUUUUUAGCGCACUGUUAAUUAUCUGACUGUUUAUCAGUGUUUUAUUGCUUUGAACGAACAGCUGUCAGUGUUCUACUGUAGUUUUGUGCUGAACUAUUUAAUUGGUUGUGGCCAUUGCAUUUAAAUCUUAUAUUUUGUGAAAUCCUCGGGGCACAGAAUAUUUGUGGGAAAUGCUGAAAAUUGACAGAUAAAAAUGGUUUAAUCUUCGGCAACCCUUGCGAUCAUAUGUUUGAGAGAAUGUGCGACUGAAGCCCAUUCUAAACCAUCUCAUAAAUUCUGUAGCGUUUAAGGAGGUUUAGAGUUAUACUUUUCAUUUCUGGCAGCAGCUGAGCUUAAGGCUUUUGCCUGGUUGCUAAUUCUUUUGGCUGCCACUCUGGCUCCGCUAUUUGAAAUACGCCUUUGUUCCCAAAGAGGCGCACUGUGGAUAGUAGGAAUGAGAUGUGGCGCCCCCUAAUUUGCGAUCACAGAAGAGGCUUGCAGUGUUUUGUCAACAGGAAUGGCCUUUGUGUAAAUGCCCUCUUGAGUGGAUACUUUCACAGGCUCAGAGAGCUUUUAUUAGACCAGCUCUCCCAUGGAAUUACAAGAACAAAAACCAGAAAGCAAACUUUUCAAAACUGAUAAUAAAACAGGACAAAGGAAUAGACUGUGUCAAGUUGGAUGGGAGCACAUCAGUGACACAAAAUUGAUUCAAAGAGAGGAUAAUGACAGCUAGGAGCAAAAUCCUAGCCUUGCAGUUUGCUUGGUAAUAUUAACCAAUUUCUGUAAAUCUAAUUGAACUCUGAAAAGCACUCUCUCUUUCUCAGCAGCAUCUAAAAAGAGAAGACUUCAGCCUUCCCAGUGUGGUGCCUUUCAGAUAUUUUGGACUCCAGUUCCCAUCAUGCCUGACCAUUGGAUAUGCUAGUUGGAACUGAUGGGAAUUGUAAUCAAAAACAUCUGAAAGGUACCAGAUCCUGAAAGGCUUGUUUAGGCUGCGUAUCUGUUUACUAAAUUCAGCAGGGUUCUCCAACACAUAGCUGAUAGGUUUUCAGUCCUGUUCAGAGUUGUACCCCUACUUAGUUUUUAGUCCUGUCGAACAUGGUUGAUACUACUGGGUCACACAAACAUUAGCCCCAAUGUUUCCUGCUGUUAGUUUGCAACAGCUCUUCGGGGUCUCAGAGAGAGGUGAGUUCUUUUGCUAUACAAAGGGACCUUGGCCCCUUAGGGAGGUUUACUUCCAAGUAGACAUGCCUAAGUUUUCAAACACAUUAUUUACUUGAAUAAAACAGGAAGUAGAGAGUCAGUUCCGAGUUAUGUAUCAGGGUGAGACAGGGUAGUGGACUUUGUGGGAAUGAUCCUCCAUUUGAUUAGGAAUUUGAUGGCAUUCUGGUGCUUUAUUUACUUCCGCCUUCUGCAAAGUUUACUUUUUAGCAGCAGAUCCCAGAAAUCUCGAAAGCAGCUGUAUCUUUGUUAAGUUUUGCCUACAGUGCUGAACCUUACACAUCAGCCUCUGCAUACAAUGGGACUUACUCCUAGGUAAAUCAGCACAGCAGUUUUUGCCCUCUGGGUGUUUCGGGAGUAAGUCCCAUUGAAUUCAUAGAAUUGUACUACAUGGCAUUCAGUCACACAGUACUUCAAAAGAGGGUACUCUGCUCCAGAUAGUUUCAAAAAUCCAUACUUUUUUCAGAGAAAUGGAUAAAAUGGGGAUACGAACAGUAGCACAUUUGGGUUUUGAAGCUUUAAAAGAGACAAUCCAAAUGGAGUUGAUGCACGACACUUAUAUUUUACUGCUUAUACCUCCAUUUUGAUUUCUGAGGAAAUCAGGAAGGCGUGAGGAAAACAGGAAGGCAAAACCACUUUUAAAUGCUCUGUUAACACGUAAACAAGCUCUAAAGAGAUUCUGAGGAAGUGCUAAGAAUGCCCCUUGUCUGAAACCCUGGAGAGCCACUGGCCAGUCAACCUUGGGUCCCCCAAGUGUUUUUGGACUACACAUCCCAUCAUCCCUGACCAUUGGCUAGGCUAGCAGGGGAUGAUGGGAGUUGUGGUCCAACAAUUCUGGAGACCCAAGGUUGAAGGACACUGGCAAUAGUGAGCUAGAAAAACCAAUGGUCUAACUUCGUACAGGCAUCCCCCCCACAUACACACUUGUGCACGAUCGAUGGAAAAGAGACUGGAGGCGAAGCAGGGCUUUGUUUAGACUGCUCAGCCUCCCUGCCAAACAGCUGAUGUGUGUGGUAGCGCAGCAGCUGCUGCCUUCCUGCUCUUCCUCCAGCCUCCUGCCAGUCCCAGAGCUUCAAUUCCAGUUGUAGGUAUUUUUGGUACAGCAUUUUUGAUUUUUGGAGAGUAGCAUUUUGGAGAAAGAGCAGCAGAGAGGGUCUCCCCACUUACGCGAUUUUCACUUAUGCACAUGGGGUGCCGGAAUGUAACUCCCGCAUGAGUGAGGAGUCGCUUGCAUAAGGCAGCUUCCUAUGUUUAGCUUGAACUGUUGUCAGUGGUAUAUUCAGCUGCUCACCCAUGCUAUUCAUGGUGCACAAUGAAUGCUGGGCCCAGCCUCUUAUUUCUGCAGGCACGUUGGCAUGGAAGUGCUGCUGUAAUCUGUGUGUUUUGCCGACUUAUUAAUAAAUGCACCUUCCACUCAGAGGUUUUUGUGCCCCGGGGAUGCUGAGAUGUCACAAACUCAGCUUUAAUUUGGCCUGGCAGGAUGAUGUAGAAUAAGGCGGUCAUUUGCUUUUGAAUAGGCCGCUGGGAAAGUGGAACUGCCUGUAUCUGCACAACUAGGUUGUAGUAGUCAGGAGGAGGAUGUAGUUGUCUUUUUUUAUUAUUAAUCAUUUAUAUAUAGUUCAUUAACAUGAAAUAUUCAUUGGUUGACUCACAAGCACAAUCCCAUCUCGCCUCUGCCCCUUGUUUCUGUUUCUCCUUCCCAACUGUCAAACUUCAGAUGGCGAGCUCCGUGGGGCAGAGACCUCCCUGUGCUCAUGAUCUCUGUAGGAAUCCCAAGUACACCAGGGCUGCUGUGUAGAUAAUGAUGAAAUAAGAAAUACAGUGGUACCUCGGUUUACGAACUUAAUCUGUUCCGCAAGUCCAUUCUUAAACCGAAACUGUUCUUAAACUGAGGCACGCUUUCCCUAAUGAGGCCUCCCGCCGCUGGUGCCCUUCCACCGUUCGGAUUCCGUUCUUAGACCGAGGUAAAGUUCGCAAACCGGAACACUACUUAUGGUUUUGCGGAGUUCGUAAACCGAAUAGUUCGUAAACAGGGCUGUUCUUAAACCAAAGUACCACUGCAAUUUAAUGAACAGUGUACUUCUUGCUGUUCUGUGGAAUGAGAUUUUAUUACAGGUUAACUCUCACUUUAGGAAGAAUUUGGGCGAUGGAAUUUAAUAAGCCAUUGGGUAAAUUUUUUGAAUUCUGACUGGAGGGUAUGCGCCAUGUCACUGUAGCUCACGAGGAAACAGAACGACAUAGAUUGUGAUGUAAAUGACACAGAAGAUCUCCAUGAAUUCUGAUGUGAGUCCACACAGGCAUUUGACUAUAAAAGCAAGCUCUCCCUGCAGAAAAGCUGGAUGCAAUGAGACAUGCUCAUUUCUUGUGCUAUUGGUUUAUUUUUAUUUUUGGAAAAACACCUAUUCAACUAUUUUCAUAUAAAACGAAUUCAAGGUGUUGGAAUAGAAGGGAGGGGAGGAUUUUUCCCUACCACAAAUUUCCAAAGCUUUACAUUUGCCUUGUAUUAAAAUUUAAUUUCCUCCAAUACCUGCGCAAAGUUCAGCCAGGUACAAAGCAGUAAAAUAAUUUGCUAAUCAGUGGAGCACACCACACACUCUCCUUCUGCUAACCUUUUUGCAGCUAAAAUGCAGCCAUCUGCUAAGAGAUUCAGACAGAGCUUGAGGGUUAUUAAUUUAUUUUCAGCGUGCUCCAGGGACUUUGCCACCUGCUCCCAAGCUAACACAGUUAAGGCUUGUCUUUUGUCCUCGUAAAAAGCUACAGCUCCUACCCUUAAUGGGGCAAUGUUCUGGAAACUACAGCACUAAGGUAGGAUUUAGUGGUGUUCCUUAUCUCGCUUGGUGCUCCUCCGAUGAGGACCAGAAUAUGUGUGAAAAAGAAAAUGCUAUUUCAUUUAUUACGGUAGUCACUUUUUUCAAAAGCUGAACUCAAUGCAGCUUUUAAAAAUAAUGAUUAAAGCAGAAAUAAAACAAGAAUAAAACCAACCUAAAAUACAAUAUGCAUAAAAAUAAGCAAAGACUAUAAAAUUGCAAUGCCUUUUUAUACCACGGACAUUGGAAGCAUCCCAAAUCCAAUAUGAACAGGCUUUGUACGUCCCAAACAGAAUUCCCAGAGUUCCCUUUAGCUUUUAUAGCCAAUGACAUUGUUAGACCAAUUCUGGUUGGGUAUUUUUGUCAUUCUUUCCAUUCCCAGCACUCAGGCUGCAGGUGCCGUUGCUUAUUGUAGCCAAAAGAAGCACCACUGGUGCAAAAGAGGGGAGGUAUCAGCAGGCUUGGGUAAACCCUAACCUUUGCAGAAGGUUGGGGGCGGGGCAUGUAAGAGAAACCCGUGAAGACUGAGCAUGCUCAGUGGCCGCAGAAUGUUGACUGGCUGUUUGGCAGGGGAGAUGAAAAACACGGAGGCGGAAUAAAAUGGAGUGGUUGCAUUUUUUAUUGCAAACCUCAACUCUUGUCAGAGGCUAUUAGGCACAAAAGCUAAAUUCAAUAUCUCUGUAUACCUCUGACUGUUAGGUCCUGGGGAGAACAGGGAGAGCUAUUGCCUUCAUACCCUCUUUCUGUACUUCGUGGAGCCAUCUGGCUGACCUCUGUUGAAAACAGGGUGCUAAACUAUAUGAAUGGCAGGGCUCCACUUGCAUUCGAUGGUCUCGCAGCUGUUCAAGCUGCAGGAGCCCUGCCAGGAAUAAACAGGCAAACUUACUUAGCCUUCAGGCAAACUUACUUAGCCUUACUUAGCCUAACUAGUCCUAAGCAUCUAUCUUAGGACUAGUUAGCAUCUAAAUCUAUCUAAAUAACUGUCAUUAUGUUCUGCAGCAAUAAAAUCCGCAGGUAAUUAUUACACGGUGUACAAGGAAAUAACACCUCAAACCUAUUGCCUUUCAGUUUCCAUGAAUGACAUUCAGGUUUUGCAUCUUCCAUUUGCAGUGAAACAAUGUCACGGCGACUUCUAAAAAAGAACCCUCUGUUACGUUCUCCUGUGUUUUUCUCUCUUCCAGGUCUCUCAGGCAGCUGCAGAGCUUCAGCAGUACUGUAUGCAGAAUGCUUGCAAAGAUGCCUUGCUUGUGGGCGUUCCUGCGGGAAGCAACCCAUUUCGAGAGCCCAGGUCCUGUGCGUUGCUCUGAAGACAGGUAUGGUGAUCCUUGCAGAAGCUUGCAUCUCUCUUAAGAGCACAGGGCAGGAUCUAAUGAACUCUGGAGGACAUGAAACUAAAUAGACAAGUUUGGGGGCUUCUGUUUCCCAAAAUAGCAGGCACACCCAAAUUGCUGCACUGCAAAACAUGGGUGUAGCCAGGAUUUUUGUGGGGGAGCGGGGCAGAACUGAUGUGAUUGGUCAGUUAGUUAAAUAUUUCUAUUGUUUUACUUGAUCUGGGCGGGGCAGCUGCGCCCCCUCCCCCCGGCCAUGCCCAUGCUGCAAAAUACCUUUAAAGUUACAGAAACCAUUGCAAAAUACUUUUUGAGUUACAUAAACCAUUUGUAAUGUGGCACAAGCAGUUGCUGAUC
This is a messenger RNA of Podarcis lilfordi (Lilford's wall lizard), 6508 nucleotides long. The record is from the annotation of a GenBank genome assembly. NCBI's taxonomy places the organism in Eukaryota, Metazoa, Chordata, Lepidosauria, Squamata, Lacertidae.